Molecule: messenger RNA, 1129 nt
Organism: Callithrix jacchus (white-tufted-ear marmoset)
Lineage: Eukaryota; Metazoa; Chordata; Mammalia; Primates; Cebidae
Source: RefSeq, a predicted model, not a curated record
AUGGCCUUUAAGAGGAUUUUGUACCGUCUGUACUUGAAAAUUGUGCUUGGCCAGAGGCGAGAGGUGGCCCAGGACCAGUCGGUCCUCAAAGACUGGACUCCCUCUCGACACGCCGGGGCUCCGCGCUUCACUGACUGGCCUCCCUACAAGACAGGGGGGCCUUAUCCUGGAGGGCCAGGGAGACGGCGAUCCCCAAAGACCCGUAGCCCAGCUGCAUGGGGCGGCGCGCAGAGGGGCCAUGAGCUGCACCCCGCCACGAAUGAGAGGCGGACGGGAGACGCUGAGGCCUGCGAGGGGGCACGCGCUAGUUCCACAGCCCGGCAGGCGAAAUGGAGGGUAGGCCGGGGUCCCGAGCCGCCAGCGGCUCGGGGUACGUCACUCACAAACUCACUGCAACGGCUGCAAACAGGAAGCACCAACCGGGAACCAAAACGCGUAGCAGGACGGGGAGGGGCGAGGACAAAUGAGUUAAGGAGGCCCCGUCCGCGCAGACCCGGGAGGAAGGAAGGCACUUCCGGGCACAACACAGCUCUCGGCACCGCCUUUCCGUCCCCGCCUACCUGCCGCGGCGUUUUGCACAUGCGUACUGGCUUUUUCUGCCCGCCCAUAAUAUUUAGGCAACAGAUUUAACACUUUGUGAAUCUUGAAGAGCUGCACUCCUGCUAAAUGUUGGAGUUAAUGAUGGUCCUUUGGAAGCCUCCGAAGGCUACGAGACUGUGAUGAGAGCCUCUGGCUUCAUUUGCCGUUCUCACAUCUUAUUUUAAUACUCAAGGUAAAUCCAUCUGUACAACUUUAGAAAUAACUGUCAAUCUAAAGGAAAAACUGAGGCAAAGUUAAUAUAAAUGGAGAAUUUAUUUGGGCCAAGUCUCAGGAAUGCAACCUGGGAGCAUCAAUUCAAGUUCCCCUUAAUACAUGAUCUUAGAAGCAGUUUCAAGUGAGUUCUUUGUUUUUUGGCCAGGCAGCUUGAACUAUUGGCUUGAACAGAUUGAUCCUUCCACCUCUGCCUCCUAAAGUACUGGGAUUACAGGCGUGGGUCACUGUACCCUGCUACAAGUGAAUUUUUAAAGACAAAAAGAGAAAAAAACAGGCUCUUGCUAAAUUAUAUGCCAGUAAUUUACAUUAAAAUAAC